Molecule: messenger RNA, 2561 nt
Organism: Ictalurus furcatus (blue catfish)
Lineage: Eukaryota; Metazoa; Chordata; Actinopteri; Siluriformes; Ictaluridae
Exons: 4
Coding region: 535-2115 (526 amino acids)
Source: RefSeq, a predicted model, not a curated record
AAGCUGUCUAAUACACCACAUAAGACGUUUACUGGCAUAAACGAGCAGAAAUGAGCUGCUUUAUCCCUGCCCCUUUUCCGUGCAAAAGCCACUCACGUGAGACAUGCAGUUACAGAUGAGAUAAGUGAAGUCUGUUAUGAAGGAAGAGAGACGCGUGUCAGUUGUUUGUUUUGCAGUUUGACUCACGACCCGUUGAGGGAUUUCAAAAUAAUAACUUCUCUGUUUAAUCUCUGUUGUUUUUACCCUUUGCACACCACCAUUUUUGCUUGUUUUGACUACAUAAAGCGGAUAUAAUUUCUCUAACGAUCUGGACUACUGCGACAGGUUGUGACAUUUCUAUUGCUAAAAUAAGGCUUAUUUUGAAAACACCACCUACUGAGAAUGACUGAUCAUUCUCACGAAGCUAACUUGGACGCUCAUGUUUCCUGAGUUUCUGUUUCCUCAGAAUAUGCUCUCCUGUAAAGAAAAUGCGACCAUGGUUCAAGCUGAUUUAAGCUGACUGAGCACUCGUCGCUACCCUCAACAGGAGCCACCAUGAAGACAGUGGAAGAAAUAGAGCAGCUGGAGCAGUCUAGAUUUGGUCAACCUCAUCCAAGACAUGGUCUCAAGCUGCUGUACUGGUUUUCUAAUGAGUGUCUCUCUCUUGAUCAAAACGAUGUUUUGCAGUUGAGCUGUGAUCCAAUUAAUAAAGAUUUUGGUUUCCACCUAUUCGAGAACAGAUAUGAGAGAAACAGUGGUAAACUUCUGCCUAAUGUGGCUUUCCCCUACUAUGUGGUGGGCAAUCUAAGCUAUCCAUAUGCGUCCAAGCUUCCCGGGUAUGUCAGAGAAGAUUGUACUCAUUCCCAAGACAACAGCAACAUGGACCGCAUCAUAAUCAGCCUCGACAAUAAGUGGCUUCAUACCGUUUAUGUGACUCAGCACAGUGAUCAGUCAAGUUUCAACAAACAUGCCACCUACCGCAUUAGCAAGAACCUCAUUCUGAAUAUCAGGGAUCUGACCUUAGAGGAAUUUCUGUCGAGAACUGGGUACUCGAAACAGAAAACAAACACAAGUCCUGUAGAACUGAGCAACCGACAACCCCCAUGUCCUGCUCAAAUGACAACCUCCAUCUGCAGUCCAGUACAAGAGAGCAAAUCACCUACGAUCGUGAUGAUGAAUAACACACAAGGACACCACAAAGCUGAACCAACACCCACUUGCAUUCUAGCGCUUACGUCUUUUACAAACCAAGAUGUUCACAAAGAGAUCGAAACACCUCCCGUCUUGACAAAUAAUAAUACACAAGAACACCACAAAGAUCGACCGUCAAGGCCUGCUAGCAUUCCAGGAAUUGCAUCUUCUACAAAGCAAGACAAUUGUACUAAAGAUGAAUCACCUCCCGUCUUGACAAAUAAUAAUACACAAAUACACACAACUAGUGCGGAGAGUCAACUAAACAAUUUUCUACAGGACAAUACCAUCCAAACUUCUAUUCCUCAACCGCCGUCUAAGGAUGUCCUAACAACCUCUACCAGUACACCAACCAUCAUGUCAAAGAACCAAAACACUGAUACUGAAUCAUCUCCAGUGUCACAGAUGAACUCUUUCUUCUGGGGGUUUUAUUUUCUUUUUCAUUAUUUCUUUUUUACGUUUGUUUGGCGGGAUGUUACGAGAAUAUUUAUAAUUGUCAUUUUUGUAUCGUCAUCAUCAUCAUCAUCAUCAUCUCCUCGGCAAAAUUGUAAUAGAGGAGAGCGAGGAGAGAAGAACGAAAGAGAGGGAAAAAAUAGCAAAGCAGAGACGGGAGAAAGGACAAUAACAUUAAUGACAACCAAAGGAAGGAGGAAUGUUGUGACUACCUGUACACCAAUUGUCACGUCUUCAAGGAACCAAAACACUGAUGUUGAAUCAUCUUCAUCAUUUGUUUCACAAAUGAACUCUUUCUUUUGGGGGUUUUAUUUCCUUUUCCUUUUUUCUUUUUUUCAUUUCUUUUGGGGGAAUGUUAUGCGAAUAUGUAUAACUGUCUUUUUUUUUUUUUUUAAUCAUCACUAUUCCAGGAGCGAAAGAGGAAAAACUUCAACAGAUGGAGAGAGCCAAGAAACGGAAGAAAAAAAUCAUGCUGUGAACAUUAAUAAUUAAGGAUGAGAUGAGCUCAUUGUGUGGAAGGAAGGAUUAGUGUUUAAGGAGGGAUUCAUUCUUAAUGUACUGUAAGAAUUGUUUAUAGAGCUACUAUUGAGUCUGUGUUACAUUAUGGGAGAACCAGCUGGAUUGGGAACUUAACAAUUAAAUCAAGAACCCACAUUUUCAACUUGAUAAAAAACAGCAGGGAAGAUUUUGGAUAUGCCCACUCUCCCUAAUCCCUAUGAUAUUUCUGAACAAUCGGUCAUUAGGCAGGCAAAUAAGAUUCUAUCUGAUCUCACCCAUGUAUUGAACCCUGAGUGUGUUGUUGACCUCCAGAAGGAGGUAUACAGGGCAGCUCUGUGUAAAUACAAUAGAUAUAAAUACUCAUUUGUUCCACUGUCAGUGAAACUUAUCAAUUCUGAACAGAAUUCUGAAAGAAAGGGUAAUUCAGCGAGCAGGUUCUA